Molecule: messenger RNA, 432 nt
Organism: Ilex paraguariensis (yerba mate)
Lineage: Eukaryota; Viridiplantae; Streptophyta; Magnoliopsida; Aquifoliales; Aquifoliaceae
Source: the annotation of a GenBank genome assembly
AUGGAGAGCAGCGAAAGGGGUUACCUCGAUACUGGUGAUGCUGGAUUCCUCUUCAGAAAGGAGAUUAACCUACUCAUUCUUUGCUUCUCUCUCUCUUCCCGGAACUGGAACCCUAGAAUGGACAACUGGUUUCGACCUGUUUUGAUGACUGUAAUCAAUGGCGGCACCGUUUGGGACUCAACGACUCAACCCGAUAACCCGAACUUUGGCGGCGAAGCGAAGAAACGGAAGAAGGUGGUUGCCAUGGGGAGUUUUGGCAAUGCCAAACUCUUUGUGGAUAAAGAUGUUAAGAAGAGGGUUGAAUUUCAGCAGAAUGACAGUUUUAUAUACCCCAUGAAUGCAAUGGGUAUGGGUACACUUAAUAAAAGUGUAGGAGCUAUUCUGGGUGUGAAAUGGGCGAAGUGUGUGAAGCAGCCAUCAGCGGUGGCUUAG